Microplitis demolitor is the source of this 1284-nucleotide messenger RNA. RefSeq names its product growth hormone secretagogue receptor type 1 (gene ETHR). The coding region runs from base 1 to 1272 and encodes 423 amino acids. Gene Ontology annotation, molecular function: G protein-coupled receptor activity. The transcript is spliced from 6 exons. Gene Ontology annotation, cellular component: plasma membrane. Gene Ontology annotation, biological process: G protein-coupled receptor signaling pathway. The record is from RefSeq and is a predicted model, not a curated record. Lineage: Eukaryota; Metazoa; Arthropoda; Insecta; Hymenoptera; Braconidae.
AUGUUAACAACUGUAUCUGUACCGGCUUUUGAGCUGAAUUCAUCGUUUUAUACAACGGCGUUUGGUAGCAGUAGUACAUUGGAAGGUUUUUCAGUUUCAGUGAUUGAACCCGAUAAUACUAACGCAACAUCGACACCUUAUAUGUUACCAGGAUAUAUAAGAACGACAUCUAUGGUCGUUUGUAUAACUGUAAUGGUACUAGGAAUUAUUGGAAAUUUAAUGGUUCCACUGGUUGUGUUUCGUGGCAAAGACAUGAGAAAUAGUACAAAUAUCUUUUUAGUGAAUUUGAGUGCGGCGGAUUUGUGUGUUUUAUUAAUAUGUGCACCAACAGUACUUGUUGAAGUUAAUUCUGGACCUCAAGUGUGGCCAUUGGGUGAACAUAUGUGUAAGGCAGUGCCUUUCGUAGAGUUAACAGUAGCUCAUGCAUCAGUACUGACAAUACUUGCAAUUAGUUUUGAACGUUAUUAUGCUAUUUGUGAGCCAUUACGUGCUGGAUAUAUAUGUACAAAAGCUCGAGCGACUUUUCUCUGCUUUCUGGCUUGGGUUUUCGCAGCCGUCUGUACAAGUCCAAUACUAGCAAUGACAGUUUACUCAAUGGAAAAAGAUGAUGAUGGAAGUGAACUACCAGCAUGUUCGACGUCAGUAAAAUCAGCUUGGCCGAUGAUAUUUUUUCUAACAACAAUAUUAAUAUUUUUUAUAAUUCCAUUAAUAAUAUUGAUAGUGCUGUACACAAUUAUAGCUAAACAUUUGAUGGCUAAUCCAGCAAUAACACGAGGCCCGGCAAAUAAUUUAUUAAAAUACCGAAAGCAAGUUGUGCUGAUGCUCGGUACCGUUGUAAUUAGUUUUUUUAUUUGUUUAUUACCAUUUCGUGCAUUCACACUGUGGAUUAUUGUAUCGCCAUUAACAGCAAUUAUAAAUCUCGGUGUUGAUGGUUACUUUAUUUUACUGUACAUAAGUCGAGUUAUGCUGUAUCUUAAUUCAGCAAUAAAUCCAAUACUCUAUAAUUUAAUGUCAACUAAAUUUCGCGAGGGUUUCUUACGUUUGUGUGGAUUAUCACGUAAACAAAGUAAAGAUAUACCAACAUCUGGACGAACUGGUACGACGACAAGCAGCAAUCAUUCGGAUUUCUGGCGAAGACAAAGCAACAGCAGCAAAAAUUGCAGUGUUAAGGUCUCUACUGUUAGUACGGAUAAUAAUAAACCAUGUAAUUUAACAAUUAUUACCAAUACUAAAGAAGAUAAUAAUAAAAAUGACAAAGUUAGUUUUGUUUAAAUAAUAUUUUAU